Telopea speciosissima is the source of this 525-nucleotide messenger RNA. RefSeq lists its product as uncharacterized. The transcript has a single exon. The record is from RefSeq and is a predicted model, not a curated record. NCBI's taxonomy places the organism in Eukaryota, Viridiplantae, Streptophyta, Magnoliopsida, Proteales, Proteaceae. The coding region runs from base 19 to 525 and encodes 168 amino acids.
UUUGCUCUGUAAUCAGGAAUGAAGCUCAUCUGUGAAGCUGAAAAAACAGAGUGGGAAAGGAGAGACAAAGUGAUUGGUUGUGGAUUUGAUCCAGCUCAGAAGGUGUUCUUCACUGUAGAUUCAGAACUGGUUCAUGUAAUCAAUUGCAAUUCAGAAGAAUUUGGUUGUCCACUCUACCCAACUCUAGCUUCAAAUGUUGACAUUACAGUUAUAGUUAAUUUUGGACAGAGUGAUUUCAAGUAUUUACCAGCAAAUGCACAGAGGACUCCAAAUCCAUGUUUCAUUGCUCCUCUUGAAAAAGGUUCUGCAGCUGGUUAUGAAGAUAGCAGAGAUCUCUUCUCCAUGGCAAUAAUUGAUCCUCGAUGGCUUAAUUCGUCCAAGCAUGACAACAAUGGCGAUAACAUGUCGUCACCAGAUCUUAAAUGGGGAACCAAUAUGUCACCAGAUCGGAAAGGGGAAACUGAAACAACUGAGCUAUUCGAAAUAGUCUUUUCAGGUACAGCAGAUCAACAAGCAAAUCGAUGA